AGAGCAGCAGACAGACAGGCGCAUGCGCAAUGAGAGUGUUUGCAAUCCUCCCUCCCUCCUCGGAGCCUGACAGCCCGUUAGCUGCUGCUGCUCGCCGGCAAUGAGACAGCAAACACGGACCCGGUGACACGACCAGAGAUGGACUUAGCGACCACUUUUACCCGCUGCACAGACGGACACCACCCACGCACGGCCGCCUGCUAACUGGAGGGGAAGCGUAUUCACCCAUCGCCAGGUUUGUUUUUGUUUCGUGGAGACUCGACGCCCGGGAGAGGAAUGGAUGCCGCUUUUCCUGCGACAUUCACCGGCCAGCUACGAAGACCACUGGAGUGCACGUCAACGUGCCAGGAGCUUCACCGAUCUCUAUGUGCCUGAUUGCUAACGUUAAUAUCGAGGAGACAAUCGUUGUAGUCAGUAAAACAAAGCCAAAGCAAGUUCUAGAGGAGCGUGGCUAAUGGCUACUGGUCACCCAACACGGCAUUAAGCUAACCAGCGGCUAGCUAGAAUUCACCAUUCUUUGUUUGCUUAAUAGCGUCACUGAGUACAGUCAGGAGUUGGAUUAAUACUUGAGCUAAGAAGAAGGACGCUGCCCAUACGUGCUUCUGCCCUCAGGGUGUUUAGCUUGAUUUUAAAGGAUAUAAAUCAUCUGACUUCUCACUUAUGGCUCGGUAGUAUCGCGGUACUACAGCUGACCCAGCUAACUAGCAUCUGUUAGCUGGUAGGUAACGCAAACAGCCGCCGGUCACUUCGUCUUUGGCUUUUAUUAAAUCCUCGACGGUGAAGAUGCACCACCAGGACUUUCCUGGAGACCCGGCCGGGAGCCGGAAAACGGCAUUCCACUACAGGAGGGGUAGCAGCGGUGCGUCUACCCCCCCCGCCGCCGCUGGCAGUGGGGUCAACGCGGUGGACGACAAUGUGAUCCAAACUGGAUCCUCCUCCCCGGGACUUCACCACCAGCCCCAGUCCCAAGUAGCUGGUGCUCAAGUGAAGAAGAAGAGUGGUUUCCAAAUAACAAGUGUCACUUCAGCUCAGAUCAACGUGAGCGGCAACAACAGUUUAGCAGAUGACACUGAGAGCUAUGAUGAUAUGGAUGAGUCGCACACUGAAGACCUGUCCUCCUCCGAUAUGCUGGAUGUGUCAGUGUCCAGGGCCACGGACACAGGGGUGCCGGAGAGAAGCUCCUCUGAUGAGACAUUGAACAGUCUCCAUGGGGUCGACACCCCCGGACUUGCGUCACCCAACGAACCCCUUCACCCUCAUUCCAUCCCUCAGGGGUCUCAGCAGCACAGCUCUAUAGUAAAUGGGACCAUACAUCAUCAAUAUUAUCCUCAGCAACAGAGCCAGUCCCACCAUCAUCAUUCUGACAGCUUGGGAGGAGGUGAACCCCCAGCACUUGCCGUUGCUCCUCUGGCUAGCUCCAGCCCAUCUAUGGCUUCCAAAGCAGGGCCUAGUAAGUCCCAGAGGACACUGGUGUUGGAUAACACAAAACCUGCAAGUGGGACAAGUCAACCAUUAGCCCCUAUGGUUGGUGGGGCAGCCACUGAUGCACAUCUACUGGGCAGUGUAAACAUAUCUAAUGUGACUGGUGUCACUGCUGCUGCAGCUCCUCCCUCUGGGUCUGCAGGUUUUGACAACACUAAUGUAAGUGGUCAAGUUGCUUCUGGUGGAGGAGGAGGAACAGGACUGUGUGCUGCUGCCCCAAACACUCAAAACCAGCACACCCAAACCCAGACAGUUACUGGCUCUCGUUUUAGGGUGGUCAAGCUAGACACCAACUCUGAGCCCUUCCGCAAGGGAAGAUGGACAUGCACUGAGUAUUAUGAAAAGGAGAUUCCUCCUCCAGCUACAUCCGAGGCACCAAAAGGUGCAGAGUUGGCAGCAGAGACUGAGGCAGCUGCAGGUGGGAUUAAUCCAGGUAUCCCUGCUGUUCAGCCACCUCACACACUGCAGCCCUAUCAGCAACCGAGCCUGGACUUCACUAGUCCUCUAGCCAUGCAUAGCCCUUCACAGGGACUGGUCCAGACUACUCCUCUGACCUAUGUUUCACCCCAAGAGGUUGUUGGUGGAGCUCACGUGCCUAAACCCAUGGCACCUGUCACUCUUCCUACAGCAACACCACAACCAAGUGGAAGUCAGCCUAUGCCUGUCAUACCCCACCAGUUGCCCUAUUCUGUGGACCCCCACCAGGCACAAACCCAGGGAGGUUACCCAGCACCUCAGCUCCAUGCAGGGGUCAUGACCCAAGGAAGCAUCCGUCAGCCAGACUUCAUCCAGCCCACUGCUCCCUUCCAGACUCAGGUCCAGCCUCCUCUGUCACAUGUUACAACGGGAAUCCCCACAGUACCAGUUCCAGGCCUCCCUGCACAGCCAGUAGUCAGCAUUACUCAGCAGCUGCCCCAUCAAGGUCAGAUAGCCCCUGCUCCAGGAUCUUUUGUUGCAGGACAGCCACAGACCCUCCCAUCUCAACCCCUACAUCACCAACAGCCACAAAUCCAGCCCCAAUCCACUGCCACAGUUCCAGUUGUGCCCACUUACGGGAGCCCCUACAUGCCUCUGACUGCACUGCAAGCUGACCUCCAGCCCAUUCUCACCCCAGGCACGACCCUCACCCACGUCCCUGUAGGAGGGAGCUCCAUAAAAACCUCCCAUCUGGAGGACGCCCAGAGGCUUCUGCUCCAGCACCAAGGCCUGCUGGGCCUUCCCAGGCUGGCGGUGGCAGUAGGUGGAGACAGGGGCUUAGAGGCCAGCGGUGCUGCUGGAACACUGGCCCACAUGGGGAUGUCAGCUGAAGCCAGUGCCUUAAUGGUCGCUGCUGCUGCAGGCCUCAGGAGUCAGCAUGCUGAAGGAGAGGAGGACAGCUCUUCUGGUGCAAGUGUGGUGGCCAUUGACAACAAGAUCGAACAAGCAAUGGACCUGGUGAAAAGCCACCUUAUGUACGCUGUGCGCGAGGAGGUGGAGGUGCUGAAGGAGCAGAUCAAGGAGCUGAUCGAGCGCAACACUCAACUGGAGCAGGAGAAUAACCUGCUCAAAAACCUGGCCAGCCCCGAGCAGAUGGCCCAGUUCCAGGCACAGGUCCAGACCGACUGCUCCCCGACAAGCGCCGCCCAGCCCCCAGUCCCGGUCGGAACUACACAAGUCCUCCCCUCUGCACAGAACUCCAGCUCGUCUGCGUAACACAGAACCUGCACACUGAAGAGCUCCUGAAGGAUGAGAGAUAGAGGGGAUGGAAGGAAGAAGAUGAGGAGGAGGAAGGAGUCUUGCCAUACUGUGAACUGACUCUAGCAUCAACACCGACUUUGCCACCGUCUCAAGGACACUUCAUCUUAACCCGGAUGACGAAAAACAACUUUCCUUUGUUGCACAUCUUUAUUUAACUGAAAAACUUUGGAGUUGUACCGGCGUGUGUUUUUAAUUUUGCUUCGUCGCUGACUUUUGCUUCAGACAAUCGUCAUGCUGGUCGUCGCAGUGAUGUCGAGAAGGACGGAGCUGACAGGAACCGACAGUUGUCUAGGGCCACUGGAGGAAGGAGGAGCUAUAACGCAUAGUUUCGGCCAAUCAGGGGGAGCACGCCGCAUGCUCUUGUCAGUGCCGUUGAAUUCCGUUGUAGUGUGACCACCCCCCGUCCCCCGUGGAAAGUGUGCCAUCGCCCUGCCCCACGCUGUUCAUCUGCACACAUUUUUUUACUCAGCAGCUUCUUGUUUGGUUUUUUUCUUCUUCUUUUUUUCCCCCCUUCUCACGUUUGAACUUUUUUCCGAUGAUGCCGACAGCGGACGAAGAUUUGCACGUCCCAUCUGGAAUGGGACUCAAAUAAUCGCGCUGACAUUUUUUCUGGGUCUCAACCCUCACAGCAUCUGAAUACAAUGAGAGGACUUUAUUUUCUGGGUUGAGGUUAUUGUGAAAGAAAAAAAAAAGAUAUUACCUGUCUCAUUGUUCACUUUGAGAACUCUGUGCUCUUUCUGCGGUUCACGUUGCCGUCCCCACCCUAACGUUCUUGCCCCUUCUUGGAUGGAGCAUUAAACAUUUAUGCAGGGAAUCCUUGUUUAUUAGGGUGGGCUGGGAAAGGAUGAUAAUUUGUUUUUGUCUUGUUUUCCUUUUUUUGCUGUUAUUGGUGUAAUAAUUGUUUGUAAAAAUAAAUAACAGAGAGGCGAAUAAAUAGGACAUGACUGUUUCUAGGUAGUGAACUUUGUACAUAUGACAAAUGUCCAAUUAAACUCUUCCAAGUGCCUGG
This is a messenger RNA of Paralichthys olivaceus (Japanese flounder), 4228 nucleotides long. Its product is annotated as TSC22 domain family protein 1. Gene Ontology annotation, biological process: negative regulation of apoptotic process; regulation of transcription by RNA polymerase II; positive regulation of cell population proliferation. NCBI's taxonomy places the organism in Eukaryota, Metazoa, Chordata, Actinopteri, Pleuronectiformes, Paralichthyidae. The record is from RefSeq and is a predicted model, not a curated record. Gene Ontology annotation, cellular component: nucleus; cytosol.